Molecule: messenger RNA, 346 nt
Organism: Trachymyrmex septentrionalis
Lineage: Eukaryota; Metazoa; Arthropoda; Insecta; Hymenoptera; Formicidae
Exons: 2
Coding region: 91-294 (67 amino acids)
Source: RefSeq, a predicted model, not a curated record
UCACUGUUGUUUUGACGUAAGAGGUCUCAUUACGUCUUGAUCGAACAAAAUAAUUUGGUUAUCUCGUGGUUCUUCGACACUUGUUUGAAAAUGUACCAAACAUUCCUCGGUGCCAUGGCUAUAUUAAUGAUGAUAGAAAUGAACAUCUCUCUGACCACCGAUUGGUGGUGGGGAGCGAAAGAUCCAUUUGGUCCAUAUCCGAGAAUACCGAAUAAAGAUUUGGUCAAGAGAGAAAUUGCAUUCGCAGAAGAGUGCAGGAAAUUUAUGACUGCACCUAAAGAUGAAUGGUAUUAGAGGAACUUCAUUAACUUUAAUUAUAAUACAGUGAAUAUGUAUACGUUUUUUC